AUGGACGACGACAACGAACACACCCCUCUCCGCUCCACCACCCACUCCCCGACGUCCCCUUCGUCCGACGAGUACUCCGAGUCAGACCUCCCGCACAGGUCCGAGUCCUCGCCGCACCUCGUCCUUCUUCCCCAGUCCGAGGAUUCGCUAUUUGACAUCCCCGAAGACGAGGACACGGACGAGGAGGAAACAUCGGAACAGAGCAACCUCGCGACACCUCCUUUAUCUCCCUCCACCGUCCUCCUCUACCUCUUCUCUCCUUACCUACGUCUCGGCGCGUUCUCCAUCUUAUCCGGGUACACACCCAUUCAGUUCGGUGUCCCUGCUCUGGUUGUAAGCGCUGCGUUAUCUAUCUUCUGCCGGCAGAUAUGGUUCCUCCAAUCCCGCUACCUCCGACGUUCCACCACCAAGGACAUCCUCCUCGACGCAUUCGCCAAGGGCAGGCGAAAGCGGAAACUUCGGAAAGGUCUCGCCUCCCUCGUUUCAGCCCUGACUUGGGUCCUCAGAGUCCUCAUGGCUGCCAUGUACCUCCGCGAAUCUACCAGUGCUUUGUUAGUGUGCUUCCCUAGCGGGACCCCUGCGGCUCUUGUAUCCAUCUGCCUGGCGCUCGUCGCUAUUUGUUUUUCCUUGACCACAUCCAUCUCUUCCAAAUCUAUCAUACUCGUCACAUAUCUCUCUGCGGCCUCCUUUCUAGGCUGGUUGGUAUCGGCCGCCUUGGCAUAUGCGCGCAACAAUCUCACCCCUGGAGGGUGGUCGCAGCAGGGCAUUUUAUGGAACGGCAUUACGAGUACAAUGUUCGCGUUCACGACGGCGUCCACGGUACCUCUCUCCUCUUGCCUCAAGAGUGGCCGUCAGGCGUCCUAUGGACCCAAACCCGACAAGGCCCGCUCGCGCUCGUUCGUGCUCCUGAGCGUGCUGUCCGCGUCUCUCGCUGCGUGCCUCGUCAUGCCUCUGGUGAUCUUCGCUGCGCGCCCUAAACUCUCCGAGGAAGUCUUUGAUGGAACGUCCGUCAAAUGGAUGGCGAUUCUAAAGGCAGCGACGCUGGUGCUCGCGCUGCCGUCCAUCGUGCUCAAUGCGCCCGCCGUUCAUAUGCCCGGUCGCAUGUAUCCGCCGCUGCGUUUGCCCUUAAGCAGACUGGCAACCUGUCUUGCGGUCGUGGCAGUCGCCCUAGUGCGCGGCGGCGUAGCCUCCACCCUCAACGAUAUCAUGUUAUUCUUAGCCCUCGCAGGCACCUAUUUCCUCCCGGCCCUGACACACAUCACGACCCACUACAUCCGCCGGCCGCUGAGCAUCGUCGUGCCCACAGCCCCAGGCCGACAACAGCCCGGGUCACCGUACAUGCAACCUGGGUCGGCCCCCGGCGGCUCCGGCUCGCCAUCAUCAUCGUCGCCAUCAUCGCCGCCGGCGCUACGGGGGCGCGACCCGCACAUGCGCGCGCCCUCGCACGACGUCCUCCUCCAGCGCAAGGAGAAGCUGCUCCAGCGGCGGCGGCUCGGCAAGCGGCUGUUCUGGGACUUUGGCGUGUGGGUCGUGCUGCUGCCCGUGUGCGGCGGCGGGCUCGUCUGGACGGUGGGGAGGAUCGCGGGUCGGUUCUGAGCGUGGCAAAACGCAAACGUAAAUGCAGAUGCAAAGGCAUUGCGAAAGAAGAAAAAAGUGUAAUUUUACGUCUUGGUGCUGGUAUCGGACGGCGGCCUUCGUUCGUGACAUCGUUAGGUGCCGCGGCAAGUGGCUGAUGGACUAUGGACGCUGAACUGAACUGGGCUGCUGCUUAUUACUCAAUAGUAAAUAGAGUUACCGGUACAUACUGAUCCUCACUCGAAGUUGCGAUUGUACUCUAUAUGCGCGGAGCUGGUUCCGGUUCUUACUUCGAAUCGUGUUACAAUGUAUCCCCGUGUGCACUGGAUCCUCCGUGCUGGCCGUGGCCAUGGUAGUGGAUCGUGGUAUCUACUUAUAAGCUUAGUGUUAUACAAAUUUAUCCUGGUACAGCCGUAUGUGUCUUGGUUCCAGACCUGUGCAGGGCAUCUCGGAGAAGAAGAUUACAGAAACGAAACAACAGCAAGAAAAGUCCUGCCCGAUAGCGAUAGCGAGAAUGAUCCUUCCGGCCAAUGAAGUGAAGAAGCCGACGGACAGAUAGAUAGCGUUAAAUCAGUGUAGUAGGUGGAAAAGCGGGU
Messenger RNA from Coniophora puteana RWD-64-598 SS2, 2171 nucleotides. RefSeq lists its product as uncharacterized. The record is from RefSeq and is a predicted model, not a curated record. The coding region runs from base 1 to 1596 and encodes 531 amino acids. The transcript has 5 exons. NCBI's taxonomy places the organism in Eukaryota, Fungi, Basidiomycota, Agaricomycetes, Boletales, Coniophoraceae.